This is a messenger RNA of Fulmarus glacialis (Northern fulmar), 3193 nucleotides long. RefSeq names its product T-lymphoma invasion and metastasis-inducing protein 2-like. Gene Ontology annotation, cellular component: membrane; synapse. Gene Ontology annotation, molecular function: protein binding; guanyl-nucleotide exchange factor activity. Gene Ontology annotation, biological process: activation of GTPase activity; positive regulation of axonogenesis; small GTPase-mediated signal transduction. Lineage: Eukaryota; Metazoa; Chordata; Aves; Procellariiformes; Procellariidae. The transcript has 12 exons. The annotation marks the transcript as partial. The record is from RefSeq and is a predicted model, not a curated record.
AGGAAGGCUGCGUGCAACUCCAUCCUGUUUUUGGCAAGUGUAGCGGCUCGCCACGAAGACAAUGCAGAGCAUGCUAACUGCUAACUGUGCGCGGGUUUAAGAGUGAUCCUACAGUGGAAAAUGGGGAAUUCAGAAAGCCAAUACAGUCUUCAGGGAUCAAAAAAUCAUGCUGCUGCUACAGCUGGUGCCAAGCAGAAGCCUUGCUCUCUGAAAAUUCGCAGCAUUCAUGCUAAAGAUGAAAAGUCUUGCUCUGUGCAUGGAUGGGGACAUACCAGUAGCAGCUCAAACUACAAAUCGAGGUCCCUUGCCAGAAGCUGCCUUUCGCACUUCAAGAGUAGUCAGCCUUAUUCAUCUAGACUCGGUGACACUGUGGUGAAGGUCUCUAAAAGCAAUGCCCAUGCCAAACACAGAACAAACGCCUCAGGGGACUACUGCCAAGGAAAUAAUGCAGUGUUUUUGCCCGAGAACGGUUUCCACUAUAUUGGCCUUCAAGGUGGAAGUAAUCAUGCUGCCUCUCGAGAAUGCAAUGGACACAUUUUAAAUUGCUAUGGAAAGAACGAGAGUCUUGCAUCAACCUCCCCAUCAGAGGACAGGAGGAGUCCGAAAGUUCUCAUUAAAACACUGGGGAAGCUGGACGGUUGCUUGAGGGUCGAGUUCCACAACAGCAGCAACAGCAAGGUACUGACUGAGGAGUCCAGUGGACCGGUCCAGUUGCUGAGGUAUUCGCCUGCCUUGGAAUCUAAGCCGAAUAACCUACUCGACGUCAGGAGGAACUCCAGCGCAGAUUGUUCUUCAAGCCAUCGUCUGUCACCUACUGAUUCAAGGCUUCGAUCGAGUAAAGGAAGCUCGCUCAGCUCUGAGUCUUCAUGGUAUGACUCUCUCUGGGGAAAUGCUGGGGAUAUCAAUGAGUUGGAUGGUCCGUAUUUGACCAGGAGCACUCCAGAUACAAGCAUUCAUGCCAGUUUCCCAGCAAGUGACAACAAGAAGUCCUUCAACCAAAGUUCAUCUCUUUCCUCACUCCGAGAUCUCUAUAAGGAUACAAAUUUGGAAAGCACCCCUCCACCUAGGAUCAGGCUGUCUGAUGAGUAUAUUGACACUCACGGUAGCCUAAGCAAUCGUGUCUCAUUUGCCUCAGACAUUGAUGUUCCCUCCAGGGUAGAGCAGGGAAGUCCUGCACAUUACUCCUCCUAUACGCUCCCAUGCAGAAAGUCCAAGCCCCUAGGUGAGGAUGCAUCCAAGAAGGAUACAUUAAAAAACCGAAUGCGGCGCAUCAGUGACUGGACGGGAAGUCUCUCGAGGAAGAAAAGGAAGCUGCAGGAGCCAAAGUGUAAAGAUGGGAGCGAAUACUUUGACAGCAGAAUGGACAACUUCACCACAGACACGCUGGCACCAUCGCAGCUCUCCGCUUUGCUGUGGUCACCUGGCUCCAGCCACGUCCUGUCCCAGAGAAGCGAGUCCACCAAUGCUGUCAGCAGCGAUGCCCUGAGGCAGAACAUAUACGAAAACUUCAUGCGGGAGCUGGAGAUGAGCAGGACGAACCUGGAGAACACAGAGACCUCUUCGGAAACGGAGGACUCCAGUGGCGAGUCCCUCAGCUCCUUGGAGCAGCUGGAUUUGUUGUAUGAGAAAGAGCAAGGAGUGGUGCGCAAGGCAGGGUGGCUGUUCUUCAAACCCCUGGUGACCCUGCAGAAAGAGAAGAAGCUGGAGCUGGUCACACGGCGAAAGUGGAAGCAGUACUGGGUCACACUCAAAGGUUGUACUCUGCUGUUUUAUGAGACCUAUGGAAGGAAUUCGAUGGAGCAGAGCAGUUUGCCUCGAUAUGCCCUCUUUGCAGAAGACAGCAUAGUACAGUCUGUUCCAGAACAUCCCAAGAAAGAAAACGUGUUCUGUCUCAGCAAUUCUUUUGGUGAUGUCUACCUAUUUCAGGCGACAAGCCAGACAGAUCUGGAAAACUGGGUUACUGCCAUACAUUCAGCCUGUGCUUCCCUCUUUGCGAAGAAGCUUGGGAAAGAGGACACUGUUAGGCUGCUGAAAAAUCAAACCAAGAGUCUUUUCCAGAAGAUUGACAUGGAUAGCAAGAUGAAAAAGAUGGCGGAGUUGCAGCUCUCAAUUGUUAGCGAUCCAAAAAACAGGAAGGCCAUAGAGAAUCAGAUCCAGCAAUGGGAACAGAACCUGGAAAAAUUUAACAUGGACCUUUUCCGAAUGCGGUGUUACCUAGCCAGUUUGCAAGGUGGGGAGCUCCCAAACCCAAAGAGCCUUUUGGCUGCUGCCAGUCGUCCUUCAAAAUUGGCACUGGGGCGGCUCGGCAUUUUCUCCGUCUCAUCCUUCCAUGCACUGAUCUGCUCCAGGGAUGAAGCUGCUCUCAGGAAACGUACCCUAUCUCUUUCACAAAGAGUCCGAAAUAAGAAGGGUUUAUUUUCUUCGCUAAAAGGACUGGACACAUUGGCAAGAAAAGGAAAAGAAAAGCGACCUUCCAUAACUCAGCAAGUCGAUGACUUUUUGAAUGUCUAUUGCUCAGUGCCAGAGAGCAUCCAGAAGGAGAGUGCUUGGGAAACACAAACGUAUGUUCACUUCUGUGACGGCCAAGGAGUGGCACUGACCCUCAAGCCAGAGCACAAGGUGGAAGAUGUUUUGUCUUUGGCAUGCAAGAUGAAACAGCUGGAGCCAAGACACUAUGGCCUACAACUCAGAAGACUGGUUGAUGAAAAUACUGAGUAUUGUGCUCCUGAACCAUACGAAUACAUAGUAGACCAGGAAAGUGUGUAUGAUGAAAUAGAAAUUUGUCCGUUAAAUGUUUAUCACAUUCAUCUUACAAAGACUGAAAACAUGAGUGAUUUUGGCUUUGCUGUCACAGCACAAGUUGAUGAAAAUCAGCAUCUCACCCGUAUAUUUGUAAGUGAUGUUCUCCCUGAUGGACUGGCAUACAAGGAAGGGCUCCGAGUAGGCAAUGAAAUCCUUAGCAUAAAUGGAGAGGCUGUGUCUGAUCUUGACCUCAGGCAGAUGGAGUUGCUGUUUUCGGAGAGAAACGUAAUGCUCACUCUGAGAAUGAACCAUUACGGGACCCAGCAACCCUUAUGUGCAUCCUGGUCAGAUGGCGACAUUUCCAGGGAACCAAAGAGUUUGUUGCCCCCUCCAAACCAGUCACAGCUUCUGGAAGAGUUUCUAGAUAACUUCAAAAAGAACACAGCAAAUG